Messenger RNA from Cavia porcellus (domestic guinea pig), 9840 nucleotides. RefSeq lists its product as uncharacterized. The coding region runs from base 2466 to 3413 and encodes 315 amino acids. The record is from RefSeq and is a predicted model, not a curated record. The transcript is spliced from 4 exons. Lineage: Eukaryota; Metazoa; Chordata; Mammalia; Rodentia; Caviidae.
CCCAAAGGGCGAGCGGGAAGGCGGGGAGCUGCAGUGUCAAGGAACAGACAGGACGUUCUCCAGGAAAGUGGAGGGUCACGAGGUCGCUCUCAGGGCCUGAGGGCCAGCAGAGACAGGAAGUCUGACACUCGCUGGAACAGCGCAGCCAUGCUGAAGAAGCCUAUGGGAAACAGCCCGCGUCCCGCACUGUCAGAGCCGGCCCCACGCCUCCCCACCUGGGCUCGGGGCUGCAGGGAGCGUGCACUCCUUACGGGAAAGACUGGGCUGACCGCAGGAGCGGCCCAGGGCCAGGACAGUUGCAUGAGAAAGCAGAAAUGUGUGUGGGCUGUAGAACGGAUUUCGGGAGUGUCUUUAAAAAAUAUUUAUUUACCAAGAAGGAAGAAGCCUUGCUCGUUCCAUUCUAGUUAUACAGAUUUAUUGUUUUCUCAACUUUACCUUUUUGGCUACUGCCAGCCGUGUCGCUGUUAAUAUCUUUGCACACGUCUUUUGAUAGACAGAUAUCCACACCUCUGCUGAGUACACCCAGGGUAGAAUUGCGGCCCACAGGGUAAUAUACACGCUGGUGUGAGCUUUUCACAGUCUUGUGCCAAUUUAUAUUUUCACUACCAGGGCACAAGCGUUUGAGUUGCUUUAUAGCAUCGCCAACGAUACGUGGCAUUGUCUUUUCAUGUGACAGUUCUAGUGGACAUGGCUGUCUUUUAAAACAAGGCAUUCAACGAAGCAUUGUGUAUAGGAGUAAGCAGCUAGAAAUGGCUUCAUUACAUUAACAGGCAUUUAUACACUGAAGGGAAGUCCUGAAGCUCCGGGAGCCUUUCCUAGACUCUCUCACUUCCUCCUCUCCUGCGCUCAUCCUGGCGGGUUCUGUUUGUUCUGCCUGAAGUGAUCUCCCAGUUCCUUCAGAGAUGCUGGAGCCCAUUCUCCAGGUCUCCCCGUCACCCUCCUCGGGAGACCCCUCCAUCACCCAGUCUGGAUUAACUGCCGUGUCAUUGUCUCCUCUUAGAAACCAGUUCUUUUUCUUCACUGAAGCUAAACAGUUUCUAACUCUGUGUAACGCUGUGUUGUGCUCUCCACAAACACAGGCACCGCUGGCACCAGGCCCUGGUGUGGGAAUCUCCUAGCACACACACAGGAGAGAUGACAGAGACAAAUGAUAUGAUCACAGGUGGUCACCAAUGCAGCAGAGGAAGUGAGGCAAACACUGGUCAGGGGAAGUCUGCUGGGGAGGUAAUAUCUGAAUUGAGAUUCCAAAGAAUGAUAAAAAUCCAGUGCUGCAAAGAUAUGGGAGAGAUUAUACCAAGCAGAGGAAGGAGUAAGUGUAAAGGCCCUGGGCUAGCUUGACUGAGGGUAGAGAGAGCACCAAGGUGAGGGUUGUAGCAGAGGAGACUGCGAAGCAGCUUGACAUCCUGUGAAGGCAAAGCUUAGAGCGCUGGAUGCUAUGAAAGCCCAAGAAGAAGUAUUGUGGGGAGAGAAUGCUCAAUGGCGGGAAUGGGAAAUCGGUCCUUGAGUCAACAACCUGAGGUUGCUGGAAGGUGGAUAAGGAAGUUGGUGUUGGGCGUAGGGCAUCUGGGGAUAGAAAGAAGCCUGUUGAAGGGAGACUUGGAGCACAGCGGAGGGCCUGGCCUCUUAUGGGUGUGUGUGUUACGGAGUAUUCUGCACCCUGAUUUCCAGCUCUCAGCUCCUGGGGUCUUACUCUUCUUUGCCCCAUCAGGGCUUAGAACUGCAGAGCUGGUGCACAAUAGAUGCUCACUAUCCAUGCAAGCAACGCUCCUCAGAUAGGAUCCGAUGCCGGGCUAGCGAGUGCUGAACACAUGGGAGCAGGGAUGUCACUAUGCUCCUACUAUUCCUCUAGUUUGUUAAAUUGGAAAAUUGCAGUGUUGGGAGAACUGUGGUACCUGCACAGGUAUAAUCGUGAAGAUGGAAUAAAAUGCCAACCGUGAAAUCAGCCGCUCUUCAUUGCAGCCAUGAGUGAGGGCUCCCUGGAGCAGACGAUGGGCUCUGCUCUCUGAGACACCUGGCGUGUUUGCCCCUGAAAUUUUACUUGCACAGUCCGUUCAAACUGGCUUCAGCACAGACACUUCCUCAUGAACUGAAAGUCAGCCAAAAGACACAGAACAAAGAGCUGUGUCACUGUCGGCCUCUUGGAUGAGGCACUGUGUUCCACAGACGCCCUCUUGAAAGGAUCUUACCCAUCAGCUGGGAAGUCCCAUCCACAGAGGCUUAAUGACAUUCCCUAGUGAGACAAAAUGGAAGAGUUUCCCAAAUCCAUUAAAUCCUGAGAUUUACAAAUGGACUUAAAAGGCUAAGAUUCAGGGCAUGCACUAAACAGGGAGGAAUGAGGUUGGUUUGCUGAGAAAGUCCUAGGUGUUGCACUAGGACCUCAUAUAUUAUUUAAUUCUCAAAACAGGUAAUUACCCAGCAAUUAUUCUUCUCCUGUGAAAGCAGGGGAAACUGAGGUUUAAAAAUGCAUGCACAGGGGCGCCCUGCUACAUACAGACAGCACAGCCAGGCAUUCAGACUCAAGUGAGUCUGGUGUCAAGCCUGUGGGGGCAGAGGCAGGGCUGGGUGUGAAGUUUGCUGCGGCUCAGCCUUUGUCCUUUGUUCCUGGCGCUGGGCCCCUCCCCCAGCCCUUUGCUCACACGUGCUGUGCGCCUGUGGCCUCCCUGCCCUGGUUCCAGGACGCUGGUGUGUCUCAUCUUCCUUCCCUCCUCUGUGUGAGGACAGGCAGCUAUUUGUCUGGAAGCCAAGGACAGUGGGCAAGGGCUCAAGCUCAUUUUGCUUCCAGAGUGGGGAGAUGGCUUUGCUCUAUGGAAACCAUCAAUUCAGGGGGGAUGAAUUUAGCUGCCCUCCCUAGCUGGUGGUGGGGAGGCGGGCAGGGUCCUGUAGCCAGAGAUGUAGGCUUAGCUCCAAAAGGGCUUUUGUCUAAGGCCGGGCCUCAGGCCAGGGUGACAUUCUUUGGUGGAGGCUGCCAGGCCACCACUGAGUUGGGCACCUGCAAAACAGAGAGGGAAAGAGUGAGGAGUCUGUCUUUCUUCCAGAGAAGAGGGAGCCUGGAGGGUGGAAUCUGCUGUUUGGUCCCGCGGGGUUUUGAGGCCACACCAGCAGGUGCUUCAGGCUUGGGAGAAGGUGCCAAGGCCCGGACUGGCCAGAGAUGUGGACGACUGACUUUUCAGCUUCUGCCAGACAUUCAAGACACAAAGCCGUGGUUGUCAGCAGCAGAUCCAGCCGCACCGCUGCCCUGGGGUCUGAAAGACUGCAUCGCGCCUUCCUCCGCCGCUGCAGACAAAGGCCGUCUUAUACACACCAUCUAUUUCAGUCAUUUUCUGAGCACUGUGGAAUAUUUUCAAGCUAUCCCUUUUAAGCAUUAUCUCUUGGCAGUUAGGAAAAUAGAUCUAUUGCAAACACCGAGUUUCUGAAAAAGGAUUUAAAAAUAGCUCCGGGUGCUAGACAGCUGCUGCUAUUGGGAAAUUGAGCCCUUUGCUUGCACUUUUGCCGGUUUCCAUUUCAAUCUUGCAGCUGGAAAUCAGUGGCUCUUCCUCAGAUGGGUCCAAAUGCGGAGUGGGAGGGCACAGAGCACAGCCCACUCUUGACUUGGGGUCACGCUUCCCGACCUGCACGCUGAGAGGCACCCACACUCCGAAGCCAGCAAAGCCUAUCCAGUGUGUCUUUAUAUCUGGAAAUAGGAAGAAUGAACCUGCUGGUUUUGUCAUGCAAAUUAUAGGCGGCAAAUUGAGUAGAGUCCUCUUGACUGGCAGGGGGAGACAGCAAACACAUCAACUGAUAACCGCAUGUUUGCAUGCACUGUUUCAUGGGACAGGAGACAAGGCCAUGAUGUAGAUGUCAAUGCCAUGCCUGUCUUGUGAGGGUGCAGCCUGAGGAGAGUCAUUGCGGAGGGACCUGUCCUGAGUCCCAGAGCCGCGGCGGAGGGGAGCAGGGUUUGAAACACACCAGCCUCCAAGGCCUGCCCUUACCUUGUGAGCACCGUGUAUCACUUUGCUACUGGGGCGGAAGGGACAUGAGACUUUGAUGGUUUCCAGAGAGAAUCAAAAGGAGGAUUUUGAUGUUUCUCCUUCCGUUUUUUGCUUAGAAGCAGAAACACUCAGGAGUGAACAUACAGAAAACUCCACUCUAAACAUAGCUCUGUUAUAAGGACAUUCAGUAUGUUUUUGCUCUGUAAAUGAAUGACAACACUUUAAAUAAAUGAAAACCCUCAACCUCCUUGAGGCAUCAUUUCUUCAUAUGUAAAAUGGAUAUAAUAACAUCUUUUGACAGGCUUCACAUCAUUUUCUAUGAAGAUCAAAUGAGGUAAUGAACGAUUUACAGUAAAUACACUGGAAAUUAAUUGUAGAAGUUAGGUAAAGUUUAGGUAGUUAAUUCAACCAAUGGCUAUGGAGCACCUAUUGUGUACUAGACAUUGUUCUAGAUGCUGGGGUAGUGUUCUAGAUACCAGUAACUGAAGGACAUGAGUGCCUUGCUUGUGUCCUAUCUAGGAGAUGGCAAAUAAACAGGGCACCUAAUAUCUAGGUAAAAUUUUCAAAUUAUGUUGUGGUAAUAUGCAGUCAUCCCUCAGUGUCAUUUGAAGUGAUGACCAAAAUCCACAGGUGCUCAGGUCCCCAAUGUGAAAUGGUGUAAUGUUUGCAUGUAACUCAGGCACAUCUUCCAGUGUACUUUAAAUCAUCUCUUAAUACUUAUUGUUAUGGUUAAUACAUUGUGUCAAUCUGAGAAGCUUAGAAGUUUAACUGAGAGCCUCAGGCAGGGUCCUUACUUUGUAAAUAUCCUCAUCUGAUGCAAGAGGAGGGUAAGGAGAUUUUUGUGAGUGCUACACCUUCCCUGGAGUGGGGGUGGCCUGUGUACUAUACGAGGGAGGAGAAGAUGUUUGCUCUUCUCCCCUUUUGCUUUGGCUGCUGCCUUGAAAUGUUGCCCCUGUGCCCUGCCAACCUGCCUUGGAGCCAGCUGAUUGUGGAUUGAAACCUCCACAAACAGUGAGAUAAAUAAGCCUUUCUUUCCUUCAUUUUGGGGGUUGGGUGUUUUGUCCCAGCAAUAAGAGAAAAGUAACCAAGACAGGAUUUAGUACCAGAGGAGUGGGGUUCAUUGCUGUGACUGUACCAGAACAUGUGGUUCAAGAGCCUUUGGGAAUGGUUUGUGGUAAGAGUUUGGAAAGGGUCAGAGAUGUCACCUGAAUGCAUAGAGCUGAAACAGCUUAGGCUGUUCUGCAGGGGAGAUUCUGUUCAGAGCUCAGGAGACCAGAAGGCUGACAGAAAUCCUGCCGGUAAAGACCAGGCUAGGGAAGUUUCUGCUGAAAAGGACUGCACUGGGUGCUGGACUCCCCAUGAUGUGUGUUACGGCUUGGUAGAAAGUUUGUCUGCAUUUUUCUCGUGUCCAGAGACUUUGCCUGAGACUGGGAUAAGGAUUGAUUAAUCUGCAGAAAAAGUUUCAAGGCAGUCAAAUGUCGAGGCUGUGGAAUUGCUAUUGUUGGGGGCUUUUAGCCAGCUGUAUGUUGAGAACCAAGAGCAAAGGGUGAUGAUAUAAAGAGCAGGAUGAUGUAAAGCAUUGCCAGUUUGACCAGGAAGGAGGCACCAAUAAAGCUGUGGACUGUAUAGACAGACCUGAGGAGAUCUUGAUUGCUGAGAAGAAACAGGAAAAUAGAGAAGAUGGCCUGAAGGCAUCACAAAAAGCAGCAAGUCUCGAACCUUUGCAGCCUCAAAAUUGAAAAAGUGAAAGACUUUGCUCUGGGGCAAAAGCCAGAGAACACCAUGUUCCAGAGUGGCAGCAUCAUAAAACUUUUUUCCUCAGAGUUGGAUUCAGAGUACCCAGUGAUCCAGGCACUUGACCCAUAUAGCCAAGAGAGAAGAAAGCCUGGCUAUUGCUUCAGCUGGCAACAGACCUUGCCAUCAUCCACAUGGUGCUGGUUUUAGAUGCAUACAGAAUGCAACAGUUCUGAGGUUAAAAAGGCUUCCACCCCAAUUUCAGAAGACUUGGGAGGCCAGGCAGGGUACCCCUGAGAGGGCAGUGUGUGCAGCUGUGAGUGUGAAGCCAAAGGUGCAGUGGAGACCCCACUAGUUUAGAAAAGCCACAAGUGUAGAUCAUCUAAGGAAAGCUGCGAGGAGGGAGCAAUGCCAGCCCACGAGGGAAGCUAUUUGCCCUGUUGGAUUUUGGACAGUCCUUUGUAUCUCAGUUUGUGCCUGUUGUAAUGAAAAUGUUUAUCUUAUGCCAUUGCAUGUUGGAAGUGUUUAACUUUGUUUUCACUUGUACAGGGGCUUGCAGAUGAGUUUGCCUUAUACUUCUGCGGAGACUUGGGACUUGGACUUUACAGCAAUGCUAAAAUUGUUAGGACUUUGGCAACUCUUACAGCUACACCAGAGGCUGCAUGAACGCUGAGCACGUCAGGUGCAUUUCUCUGGACAAUCUUAUGCCAGAGGUGCUGUGACUCCGUUUGCAGAUGGGAAAACUGAGGCUCCUCCAGGCUAAGUGACUUUUUAUUGCAAGUGGCAGUGCCAGCCUUCUUGGCUCCAAAGCCUGUGCUUGCCAACGAUGUGAAGCUUUACUUCAGGAAAAAGUAUCACAAUUUACUCUGCCUGGAAGUCUAGGAGUCAUUCUUGGGAAAACACAUUUUCUUCCAUUCUGCUUCCCAUUGCACAGCAAAUUCCACGGACUGUACCUUCAAAAUCGGCCUCCACUCAUCCACUGCCAUUACUGACUACUGCCCUGAGCCACGGUCUCGUCUCACUGGAUGGUGACAGUCAUAGCAACCUUCUGCUAAGAUCCCUGUUUCCACUGGUGCUACCAACCCCUGCCCAUUCUCCACUGUGCAUCCAGGAUGAAACUGAAAACAGAGUCACAGCACCGCUCCCCUGCUGGACUCCAUAAACGCGAGCACGCUGGCACAGCCUCCCAGAGCCCAUGCCUGACCUCCUACACCAGUCCAGGUUCAUUCCCGCACUUUGGGUUGCCUCAUGGACUCUCCAAUGCCACAUCCUUGUGCCAGCUGAGCCCCUGUCUGGAGCGUUUCUUCCCCUCAUAUCCACAUGGCUACUCUCUCAUUAUGUUCAGCCCUCUAUCAGAUGUCACUUCCACGAGAGGCCACUCUUGCAUUAUUUCCUUCGUAUCUUAAAAAUUUAUUAGUUUUCUUUUCUCCACAAAGGCAGGGUUUCUGUUGCCUUGUUCACUUCUAUAUUCAAGCAGCUAAAGUGGUCUAAGUGGUGCCGGGCACGCAGGGGCACCCUGCAGAUGCUCACUACUGAAUGAAUGGGUGCGAGAGGCAAUGAAGGCCAGGGAAGGCCGCCCUCGGGGAAGAGUACGUCAGCUGUGGCUGGAGGGAAGGACUGGGCGUCAGGAGAGGAAGGCAAGGCCUCCAGGGAGACCGUCCCCACAGCAACCAAGGCCCGCGGCCAUGCUGCUCUUGAGGGAAAGCCAGGGCACGCAGCGGGUGGAUGGCGCCUGCAGGGACAUGACGGGAAGCAAGUCAGUGCCCAGGCUGGCAUCCAACUCAGACCCCAGGCCUCUACCUCAUCGCUCUGGCCUGGGCAGACCCAGCAGAUGGGCACUCGGCAAGGGCCUGGGGUCAGCGGAGGUGGGCUCUGCUCCUACAGGACGACUACAGCUUGAAAGCACCUCUCCUGCUAGGGAGCCACCCUUCGCAGGGGCUGCCCUGAGAAACUUGAGCAUAGUAAAAUCUUGCAACUCCUCCCCCUGGGCCAGCACCAACCCAUCCAUCCUCCCAGGAUUAAGGGGCUCUGUAUGCCCAUCUUUAAAGUGUGAAUGCAAGCCAGCACACCGCAGGGCCAGGCUGUGCCGGACCGGGCAGCUCCUGCUCCUCCUGCACGCUAAUCUCUCCUGGAGAGUGACCGCACCCCACCUUCUCAGGCUGUUCAUCAUAAUUAGUUUUUUUCUCCACACACCAUGUCACACUGUAUGUCUUGUCUUUUGUGUGUUGUGGGGUCCUGGCCGCUUUUGAAUCAUAUUUUAUCCUGCUAUUUUGGUAAUAAAUACACAUCCUUCAUUCUUUUUGCCAAACGUCUGCAGCGUGCCUGCCCUGUGCCAGGCGGGCAGCAAGGACCAACUUCCCAUGCUUACCAGGAAUUCCUCUGUGCAGGAUGCUGCUCUUCAGGCUGUGCGUGUCUGUGCUCAGUGCUCACCACCAGUCUCAGGAACAGACUCGUUUGUCCCCAGUUUUCAGGUAAUGAGACUGAGACAUCAAGUCAGGGAGCAGCAGAGCCUGGUGGAAGCCAAACCCGUCCAACCCCAGACCUCUUAAUCAUCGGUCCUACAUCACAUGACAGGGUCUGAGAGAGACAGACAGGGCCCUGCGGGUACAGAAGAUGCGAGACAUUCAGCUUCCACAUGGGAGGGCAAAGAUGGCUGUGAGCAGGUCCCCAGGCUCAGGGGACAAGCCUGCUCCAACAGAAGGACACCAGCCCAGCCACUGGCCCAGAAGCCAGAGGUACCCCAGGUGUCACACAUUCACGGUUUCUAAUAAAGACAAAAAAGAACCACUUGCCUCUGUGUUUAAAAAGAUUUCAUCUGCUUGGCUCCCAGUUUGGGGGCAAGAAAGGAGGAAGUGCGGGUUCCCUGAGCACCUAAUGAGUGUGGGUCCCUCUCUUGUAAUACAGACAGCACAAACGGCAUUCAGGGCUCACUUUUUACAUUUUAUUUUUGGAGACAAGGUCUCGUAAGUCACUAAGUUGCGCAGGAUGGGCUUCAACCUGUGAUUUUCCUGCCUUAGUCCCAGAAUGCCAGGAUGGCAGGCAUCAUAUCCACUUUUUCAGAUGUGAAGACAGAGGCAUCCAUCGACAGGAAGUGAGCAGCAGAGGCGGCCUUCCACUCCCACUACCUCCUUGCAGCUUCCCAGCCCACUUCCUCCCGCCUUUAUCCAGGUUCCUCCAGAGACGAUUCCAUCUCUCAAGGUGAUGAUCGAAAAGCAGCGAGGGUGUCCUUUGCCACCACUUCCUCUCCCCGUUCCUGAUGUCCAGCCUGGCAUCUUUCCUGUCCUCCCAGGUCCUCAUCCUGACAUCCUCCAGGUCUUGCCUCUGAUUUGGCAACCCUUGUCCCCAGGAGCCACCGAGACUCCAUUUUGGAAACCGAAGGUCUCUUUCUUUUAGAGCCUGUGGGACAUGGGACUCACACAGGGUGGUGGAUAAACUCAUGGGCAACUUGUAACACGCAGCUGAACUGAGUCAGUGUGGUGCUGGGCGGGGAAGGUCCACCUGAGGACGGCUGCCAACAGCAUAAAGCAGAACUGGCAGGGAAGACGGUGCGCUGUGGAUUCUCCUGGAGAAGCUUGUCACGCUGGCUUCCUGAUAUGAGCCCAGCUGAUCUCAGCACCGGAGGAGCUCGGGACCGCCCUGUUGCUGAGGAUGGCUGCAGUUCUCUCGGGGAGAGCUCUGGUCCUUACUUUGAGCGUUGCUUCCUGGCUCCAGUGCGGAUCCCUCAGCCUGCUGGCACAGAUCCUUCACCCUGCGGGUGCAGACUUUCUAGCUUCCACCACUGGCCUUUGGGCCUCCCCAGUGCAGAUCCUUGAUACAGACUUGCAUGAGACAUUGUCGUGGGCUCAGAAGGCCUCUAGCAUGGAGGACAUUGCCCUGGGCUCCAGGUCUACAGUUGGACCCGGGCAGGACAUUCUCCUGGGCUCUAGGCCCUCAGCUAAGCCUUUUGGGUCUCGAGGGUGUACAGAUCUCCUGCACUCUUCUGUAUUUGACUCUUUGAGUAUAUAUUAUAAAAUAAUCCUAUAAAAUAAAUUAUAUGUCUUAUAUUAAAUCUAUUGCUUGAAAACCCUGAUGACACACAGGAAACAGUGUUUUUGUUUUACUUUCAAAAUUAAAAAUGUAUUAUUCCUUGUUUUCUUAA